GAUUUUUCAUUCUCGAUUUCAACAUCCACCCUCACUCACUCACAAUUCCGCCCGGAUAUCUCACAACAUGGCCAUCGACAAAAAGAGGAAACGUUCAGAAGGACAAGGCAAGCGCCCUAAAGCGCCAGGUGCCAGCUCCAAGCGUCAAAAGUCAAAUGCCGGAAAGCGCGUGACAAGCGUUGAUUCGCUGGCGUGGAAGACAGUCGAUGUGCCGGAAAUGUUUGAUGAUGCCGAGGGUUUCUACGGCUUGGAGGAGGUGGAAGGGGUUGAAAUUGUGCGGGACGGCGACACUGUGAAAUUUAUGGCUGCUGCUGCUGCCGAGUCCGAUGCCAGUGAGGAGUUUGGGGGGUUUGAUGAUGAGCCAGACGAAGAAGCCGGCGAAGCUCAGGGGGAUGACGUUGUAGCAUCUGCGGAACAGGUGGCACCCGUGACUUCGAAGAAAGAGUCGAAGGAUAGGAAAGGGGCUUCCAAGGGCGAGACUGAGGAGAAGGCUGCUCAAAAAGUCGAUGCCAAGACCCAGAAGGAGAAGAAGGAGAAGAAGGAAAAGAAGGGCGCCAAGGUUGAACAGGCCAAGGGCGACACCGAACUCCAAGCCAAUGUCUUUGCCCAAGCCGCCGACCUCGCCGACGCCGACGCUGAGGACAACGAUAUCGACAUGUCCGAGUGGGUCCCGCUUGAUCUCUCCCCCCAGAUUAUGUCGUCUAUUGCCCGCCUCAAGUUCGCCAAACCUACCGCGAUUCAAGCUAGAGCUAUUCCCCAAGUCAUGAACGGUCACGAUGUGGUUGGGAAAGCAGCAACCGGUUCGGGAAAAACGCUAGCUUUUGGGAUCCCUAUCGUAGAGAGCUGGUUGACCAAGCAGGCCGAGAAACAAGUUGCCAAGAAGGAGCCCAUCGCCAUGAUCCUUUCGCCGACUCGAGAACUCGCUCACCAAAUUUGCGACCACCUCAAGCUACUCUGUGCCGGACUCACCACCGCCCCCUACAUUUGCUCGGUGACAGGUGGCCUAUCGGUGCAGAAGCAGCAGCGUCAGUUGGAGAGAGCCGACAUCGUGGUUGGGACGCCGGGCAGAAUGUGGGAGUUGAUGAGUUCGAGCAACGCGGUGCUGGGGGCACUCAGGGGUAUCGACUUUUUGGUUGUUGAUGAGGCGGACCGGCUUCUUAAAGACGGCCACUUCAAGGACGCCGAAGAAAUUCUGAAGGCGAUAGAUCGGACGGCGCCAGGGGAGGAAAACGAUGAGGAUUCUGACGACGAGGCGCCCCGGCACCAGCGCCAGACACUCGUUUUCUCGGCCACUUUCAACAAGAACUUACAGCAAAAGCUCGCCGGAAAAGCCCGCUUCAACCUUACGAGCGACACCGAAUCUCUCGAGUACCUCCUCAAAAAGCUCAACUUCCGCGAAGAGCGCCCCAAGUUUGUCGACACAAAUCCAAUCUCCCAGAUGGCCGAGAAUCUCAAAGAAGGCCUGAUCCAAUGUGGUGAUCUCGAAAAGGAUUUAUAUCUCUACUCGGUCCUCCUCCUACAGCCCACCCGCCGCGCACUAGUCUUUACCAACUCAAUCAACACCGUCCGUCGCCUAGCCCCUUUCCUCCAAGCCCUCAACCUACCCGCAUUCGCACUGCACUCGGACAUGGAACAAAAAGCCCGCCUCCGUUCCAUCGAGCGCUUCAAAGCAGCCAACAACACCGAAACCCCAUCGGUGUCCUCUUCCAUCUCCGCCUCCACCACUUCCUCCUCCAUUCUCAUCGCAACCGACGUCGCGGCCCGCGGGCUCGACAUCCCCAACAUCGACCUCGUCAUCCACUACCACGUCCCACGCUCAGCCGACGACUACGUGCACCGGUCGGGCCGCACGGCGCGCGCCAACACGUCGGGCAUCUCCAUCCUGCUGUGCGGGCCCAAGGAGGCCGUCCCCACGCAGCGGCUGAUCGCCAAGGUGCACGCCGCCGCCGCCGUCAACACGUCGCGCUCGCAGCUCGCCAGCGCCGGCGUCGGCGUCCACACGAUCGAUAUCGACCGCCGCCUGGUCUCGCAUCUCCGCCCGCGCGUGUCGCUGGCCAAAAAGAUCACCGAUACGGGGAUUGCGAAGGAGAAGGGGGCCAAGGAGGACGAUUGGAUGAAGAACGCGGCGGAGGAGCUCGGGGUCGAGUUUGAUGCCGACGAGCUGGAGGCGGCUGGGCUGUGGAAGGGCAAGGGGAGCGGGAAGAAGCUGCGGGAGAAGGAGGCGCGUGCGGUUACUAAGGCGGAGGUGAAGCAGUGGCGCUGGGAACUGAAGGAGCUGCUCGCGAAGAGGGUCAAUACGGGUGUGAGUGAGAAGUAUCUUGGGGGGGUGGAUGUGGAUGGGCUGUUGCGCGGGGCAAGGGGGGAGUUUCUGGGGCAGGUGGAGGGGUUGGGGCUGUAA
Molecule: messenger RNA, 2398 nt
Organism: Chaetomium fimeti
Lineage: Eukaryota; Fungi; Ascomycota; Sordariomycetes; Sordariales; Chaetomiaceae
Product: P-loop containing nucleoside triphosphate hydrolase protein
Exons: 2
Coding region: 68-2398 (776 amino acids)
Cellular component (GO): nucleolus
Molecular function (GO): nucleic acid binding; ATP binding; RNA helicase activity
Source: RefSeq, a predicted model, not a curated record